Messenger RNA from Myxocyprinus asiaticus (Chinese sucker), 1836 nucleotides. Its product is annotated as histone H3.3A. Bases 147 to 557 code for a protein of 136 amino acids. The transcript is spliced from 4 exons. Gene Ontology annotation, cellular component: nucleosome. The record is from RefSeq and is a predicted model, not a curated record. NCBI's taxonomy places the organism in Eukaryota, Metazoa, Chordata, Actinopteri, Cypriniformes, Catostomidae. Gene Ontology annotation, molecular function: structural constituent of chromatin; DNA binding; protein heterodimerization activity.
AAAUGAUUGACAUAGCGGCCAUUUUGGCUCUAGCCGCCCAUUCCCAUUGUGUGAGAGAUAGUAAAUACUGACACUGCCAUACAAGCCGAGCACAUAUUUCACUGCGCGAAUUAAAACACAUUCACCUGAGGUGAUAUUGACUAGCAAUGGCCCGUACUAAGCAGACUGCUCGUAAGUCCACUGGAGGGAAAGCUCCCCGUAAGCAGCUGGCGACCAAAGCUGCCCGCAAGAGCGCACCCUCUACUGGAGGAGUCAAGAAGCCUCAUCGCUACAGGCCCGGUACUGUGGCUUUGCGUGAGAUUCGUCGGUAUCAGAAAUCCACUGAGCUGCUGAUCCGUAAGCUGCCAUUCCAGCGUCUGGUUCGUGAGAUUGCCCAGGACUUCAAAACUGACCUGCGUUUCCAGAGCGCUGCCAUUGGUGCACUGCAGGAGGCCAGUGAGGCAUACCUGGUUGGUCUGUUUGAAGACACUAACCUGUGUGCCAUCCACGCCAAGCGUGUCACCAUCAUGCCCAAAGACAUCCAGCUGGCACGUCGCAUCCGUGGAGAGCGUGCUUAAAUGCUCCCCUUCUUUCUAUUGCCCUCUUUAUUUCUUUCCGUCUCUCCAUUUGUUCUCCUCCUGCUUUUCUUGGUAGAGUUUAGAGUAUCAGUGAUGGGGAGUAACUGUGUCUCAGUCUGCUAGUGCUGUCUAAAUGACACGUAGGGUACCUAUAUGUGCAUGUAACAGGUGCUGCUGAUCACACACACCCACAUACACACACAUAUUCACAUCCACUUACACAGACACACACUUACUCUCACAAAUUCAGAUUGGGAGUGUAAACGAGGUCCACCCAUGCCCAACUCGGGGCCACACAUUCAAAAUGUGUGUAAUGAGAAAGAGUCUUCCCCCGCACACAUACUUCACUGUUGAGAAAGAAGAACAGGGUGGUAUCUGGGGUCAGUCUGCUUAAGGGGAGCGGAAACUUCCACAGCAGGGUGCUACUAAAACUGCCUCAGUCCACCUUUACUGAAACCUGUCCAACCUUAAAACCCCACAUUGCAUACAUUUGUCUCUUCCUUCCUGUACCCCUAGUUCCAUCCAGCCCAUACAAGUCCUUCCUCAUUCCUCUCUUAACCUUAUUUGUCCCCAUCUGUCCCUUCAUAGUGGAGGUGAGUGUGGGGUUGGACUUGUUCUCUGUGUGAGUGUCUGUGGGUGAUGUGAUCAUCAAAGCAGAAUUGUAUUCAACUGCAAACCAGCAUCUAUUGGUUAAAAGUUGUUACUUGUAAUAUUGAUGAUUACUAUUAUUGUUGAUAUGGUGUCUUUUCUUUUUUUUACAAUGCAUACAUCAAUUAUUCUUACCACUGUUAGAGAAAAAAAAAGGUAAUCCACUGAAUCAGUUAGAAUUUGUCUUAUAUAUAUAUAUGUAUAUGUAUAUAUAUAUAUAUAUAUAUAUAUAUAUAUAUAUAUAUUGUAGUGAAAGCCGAUCCUGGUUCUCCUGUUAUAACUUCAGGCAGCUCUAAACCAGCCUCUCAUUCAGCCUCACUGUUCAACUAACAUCCUACUCUGCUGUUUCUUUCUCCCUCUCUUUUUCUGUCUAGCAUUUCCUCUCUUCCAGUUUUGUCAAUUUAAAGAUAAGCAUUAGAGUCACAAAGUGUAGCAAAAAUAUUCCUUAUGUUUAGUUUGUAGUACCGAGUCUUUCACUUUGUUUGGGCAGAACUUUCCCUCGCCUCAUGAUACACAAUAUAACCUCAUGUUGUGCUUUUUUAUUUUCUUAUUCAGAAAUUUAAAUAAGCUGAUCUUUGUAUUUUCCAAACUUCUCAUAUUCUGGUGGUAAUAAAUAGAUGUUACACAAAUA